This is a messenger RNA of Drosophila takahashii, 518 nucleotides long. RefSeq lists its product as uncharacterized. The record is from RefSeq and is a predicted model, not a curated record. Lineage: Eukaryota; Metazoa; Arthropoda; Insecta; Diptera; Drosophilidae.
UAUGUCACUCGAACCUUGCUAUAAAAGCUCUUGACCGAUUCCCCAGUCGGUUUACUUGACCAGCAGUCGUCGCACUUGAACAACAUGCGCGCUCCCGAGUGGAUGAGCAGUGAGAUGGCACGAAUCACGUCAAAACUGGAGCGUAUCAAGCCAUCGGGCAGUGGCUACAAUCGCAUCCAGUCGAUUCGACUGUCCAAGAGCGUCACCCAAAUGCUGAAUAAUCCGAUGCCUCCGUCCCCAGCCGCUGCCACCGCCAGAACGCAGCAGCAGGAGAGCUCCUUUGCAACGCCGCGACGGCGAGGUGUCCUUAGUCGCAGCGAAUCCGAGUGGGAGGAGGUGUAUCCUGCCGUCAAGAUCAACCGCCAGGAGAGCAGCGAGAGUGCCACGAGCGAGGACAGCGAGCUGAGGUUUAAUCAUUAUAGAAAUUGUGCCACACGAAUUCCCUAAUUUGGGGAUAUUUAACUCUAUCCACUUUGCAAUAUUUGUAAAUUUGUAUCUGUGUUAAAUAAAAAAAAAAU